Molecule: messenger RNA, 831 nt
Organism: Saccostrea echinata
Lineage: Eukaryota; Metazoa; Mollusca; Bivalvia; Ostreida; Ostreidae
Product: ER membrane protein complex subunit 3-like
Exons: 7
Coding region: 37-807 (256 amino acids)
Biological process (GO): protein folding in endoplasmic reticulum
Cellular component (GO): membrane; EMC complex
Source: RefSeq, a predicted model, not a curated record
CAUGUUACCGUCAGCAAGGUAUUUCCGGUUUUAGAAAUGGCCGAGUUGCUCUUAGACUCGGACAUCCGAAUUUGGGUGUUUUUACCCAUUGUAUUGAUCACAUUCUUCACUGGAAUCAUAAAACACUAUGUAACAAUACUUUUAUCAUCAGAAAAGAAGACUGAGCUACAGCAAGUUACUGAUAGUCAUGUAUUAAUAAGGAGCAGAAUCUUAAGAGAAAAUGGAAAAUUCAUCACAAAACAGGGAUUUUUAAUGAGGAAGAGCUUUUUCAAUGCAGAAAAUUCAGGAUAUUUUAAAACAGAAAAGAGAGAAUCUACUGCCAAAAACCCAAUGACAGAUCCUUCAAUGAUGACAGAUAUGCUGAAGGGAAAUGUUACAAAUGUGUUACCUAUGAUCAUUAUUGGAGGCUGGAUUAACUGGGCAUUCUCAGGGUUCCUAACAACCAAAGUUCCAUUUCCCCUUACUCUACGCUUUAAACCCAUGUUACAGAGAGGGGUGGAGCUGGCAUCACUGGACGCUUCAUGGGUUAGUUCAGCAUCCUGGUAUUUCCUCAAUGUCUUUGGUUUGAGAAGUUUAUAUACUCUUAUAUUAGGACAGGAUAAUUCGGCUGAUCAGACAAAAGCCAUGCAGGAGCAGAUGUCGGGGGCAGGAAUGAUGACUCCUCCUGAUCCAAUGAAAGCCUUCAAAGCUGAGUGGGAGGCACUAGAGGUGUGUAACCACCAGUGGUGUCUUCAGGGAGUGGAGGAAGACUUGAUUGAUGGGCCAGUGCAACCAGAGACAAUAUACAUCAAAAACAAAUAUGCAUGAUCAAUAUUGCUUUACAAAUAGUUU